GUAAGCGAAGCAGGACCACAGACCUGAAGAAGAUACCCAGAGUGAAAACAAGCGCUUGCUUCUUCACAAUGUCGGCCCGUCAAGUGAGCAAACUUCAACCCAGUUUCUACUAAGGUAAUGGAAAGCAAAAUACACAGUGUGAGAGAAGCACCGCAGCAGAACUGGAACUGUUUCAAGUUAAUCAUCGACCCAGCGUUGACGAAAGGACUGCAGAAAGUCUACCGCUAUGAUGGACGUCGUUUUAACACACCAGUUGAUGACUUGGGCCUGCUCCCUGUAGAGUCAGUGAAAGAUCCUCGCAUCUGCCGCUUGUGGAGAAAAUUCAACAAGACUGACCUUGUAAUUCCAAAGUUUAAGAUUGAUGAAUGGUAUGUCGGACCAGUUCCUCCUAAAGAAGUGACCUUUUCCAGGUUGAACGACAAUGUGAACAAGGCGUUCUUGAAUGAUAUGUGCAAAAAAUUUGGAGACACGGAACAAGUGGAAAUCUUUUACAAUCCGAACAACAAAAAGCAUCUGGGAAUUGGGAAGGUGGUUUUUGACAGCGUGAAAGCCGCUAAGGAAGCAGUGGAGAAGCUGAACCAGACCUCUGUGAUGGGGAACAUUAUUCACGCUGAAAUUGAUCCCAAAGGUGACAACAGAUCCCGCUACAUCCAGCUGCUCCUGCAGGGUGUGUAUACACCACAGACUUUGCCCGCGGGAUGUUCCGACCAAAGUUUCCUGAAGCUAUUGGACAGUCUUCAGUGCAAUGCAGUUUUUCGACCUCUAAGUGGCGCCUGCAGCCCCGCAAGCAUCACCACCCCUCUCUCACUGGACACAGCCUACUCCAGCAUGUGGCAGGACACGCCACACAGCUUUGGCCUUACACCACAUUCGCAAGGAACCCCCCGCACCCCCUGUUUGUCUGCGACUCCACUCUCUCAGGACUCCUGCUACUCCAGCCUUCAGAGCACCCCAAUCCUCACGGGGGAGCCCUUCACUUACAGUGUUCACACAUCUUUCAGGCGAGAGCUCCGGAAGCAGCCAAGGAGUCACAGGGGAACUGGUGAGGUCUCCAAGGUCAGCUUGGUCUUUAAACACUGGCAACAACAGACCUCAUGCAUUACUUACAGCCGGAGGCAGAACAGAGGACAAUCUUCACCUCAGAAAACGGAAGCUUCCUUACAAUCAUUAACCCACGAGGCAGAAUCCACCUGCCAUCUUGCUACACAGAGUUUAUUUUUGGACAUUAAUUUAAGAAGUGACCCUAAAAGAAAUCCUCCGUCUCCCCCCGUCUGCCAGGGAGAGCUUGCUGAGCCUCCUUUUAGAGAUGAAACCCAGAGUUUAGACUCCCGCAUAGAGAGUUUGUUAUUUACUGAGUGCUCUCAAGAGUCACUUUGCUGUCCUCCUAGUACACUGUCACACCCAACCAGCGCGUCAAACGAGACACACAAAGACAUAGACUCAAUUUUGCUCAAUGGAAAUCCCGAGUUACAAGUAAAGUUCAAUGUGUAUGAGGCUGAUGUUUCCAGUGACAGAAGAGAUAGUGAGCCUACCUCUGAAGGAAAAGAAAAUCAGUUCACACCAAGCUCAAAGGAAGAGAUGUUUUCAGAUGAAGCCAUGUUGCAUGUCAAACACUCAAUGAGUUUGCCUGCCACACAGACUAGUUACCCUGUCCUUCCUCCGCCACCAUUUCACCCUCUCAAUUCCAACAUGCAUAAUCCCCAUCCAGAUGGUGCACCUGCUAUUUCAUCCCUCCUCCCAGUUGCCCGGUUACCUGUACCCAUCCCUUCUUUCCCUCCUGCACCACCUGCCUUGCCAAAUGGUGCAAUUCCCUUUCCUCCUCCAUGUUGGAAAAACCUACAAGAAACUCUACGGCCUCCAACCUGUGUUCCACCUCCUCCUAUAUGCAUACCCCAGCCUCCAUCUUCCAUGGUGUCAACCUCUCGUUCACCUUUUCCUGUACAAACUUUGAAAAACCUUCACAAGAUCACAGUUGAACAGGUGUUUGAUACUAUCAUGGUUGAACUGAAGUGUGUCAUUAGGAAGGACAUUACUCGCAGAAUGAUCGAGGGGUUUGCGUUUAAGCUGUUUGAAGACUGGUGGGAAUCUCAAAAGAGACAUCGCAAGGUUUCUUCUUUGAAGAGUAAACCAGCUAGUGUGGAAGACAAGAACCAGCUCAUAAAUCCUAUGAACCGCAUCAAUGCACAAGUCAAUAAACCUCCACUUCCCUCUUUCAAGAUAAAGGGAAAACGUGAAGCUCCUGUGCCACCAGAGCCCAUCAAAACACUUAGUUCUGAUUGGGAACAAAUGGACAAGUCUCUUGCUCCGACGAUAGAGAGACGGAAACACAGACAUGCGAGACCGCUAGAGCUUGAAAGUGAUGAAGAUGAUCAAAGUGAAGAAAGUAAUGCCCAGCAAGAAGAAGAUGAAUCAAGCAAACUAGAGAGAGCUGAAACACUGGCCGUUGAAGAGAGUACUUGUAACAAGGAACACCCUGGUGAUGGUGGAGAUGGAGAAAAAGAGGAAGACAAAAAGCAGGAAAAUGGUGUUUCGCCAGCAGCACUAACUGAAAUCUCAGAGAGUGAGUCGUCCCCAGAGAGCGACUCCUCUAACACAAGCUACUGCAUCUCAGACAACUUUGAGGACUCAUCUGGGUCUGGACUCAGUCAGGAUGAAGAAGACCAGCUCAUCACCAGUAGAGAGUUUUGUGGUAUUUCAUCAGACGAAGAGUCCAUGGACCUUGAGCCUCCUGCCACACCCACUGCCCCCCCGACUCCGUGUGCCCAGGAAGUGUUUAAAGUGCAGGACUGGUCAUUACCAGAUGAGAUCCAUGGCAUGUAUCGGCAUGACAUGGUAGUAACCGAAGAACCGGGUGACCAACAUCUCAACCAACCUGAAGGCCUUUAUCGAUCAUCACCAACCGAACCAACAGUUGUAGAGGAUCUUGAUCUUGAAAUGGAGAACCACUGGUGGGUUUUGGAAUCCGAGGAGGACAAUGACCACCUAAGACCCUUAACUCCGACUGGGAGUUUUGUGGACAGUGAUCCAGAUGUGACUACUAAAAGUAAAACAACAUCCCCAGAGGUGGAACGACCACAGACUCCAGGAAGAGGGAUUUUGGCUGAACUAGGAAGUAAUUCUGAUGAAGUACUUUCUCCUUCACCAUCAAGGGACCAAUGUUUGGGUCCCCCUGAAUCUCUGGGAAGACUUUCAUACCAAGAAAGACCCAAAACACCUGGCAGAGAGGAGACAACUGAGUGGGUAUAUUGUCCCUGGGAAAGAGCUGAAUUGGAUUACAGUGAAGUUGCAUUCCCAUUUGCCGAUCCAUCACUGGGAGUCAGUCCCUAUAUCCAUGCCCCAAAGACUCCUGGACGGGAUGUUAUUCUACCGCGAAGAGCCAUCAUUCACAGGAGGAAGACACACAUAGGUUGUGGGAGUAUUGGGGAGUCUUCCUCAUUUGGGGGUUCUGAGGGAGAGUGGGUGAGGUGUGUUGAGAGGACUAAACCAUUGCAGGGACUUGAAAAUGUGCCUGGCCUUCUAGUAGGAGAAAACCUGAUGUCCAAGAACAAGAAGAAGAGAUUCAGGAGGUACUGGAGACGGCGUCGUUGUUGGGACAAACUGAACAGACCUGGUGGCUCACUCUUCUCUUGCCGUUCACUGAGUGAAGAGAACAGAAUCCUUCACAGUCUGUGGAAGGAGGGUGUGGAUGAGGAGGACACCAGACUUCUGCAAUUCAAAUUUGACUGGCUGCUGCGGCGGAACAGAGGCUGUGGCUGGUUGAGUCACACUCACUGGAUCCCCCAUCCUCGGACAAAACCCGACACAAAACCUCAUGACGCAUCAACAACAUGGCAGAAAACACACAAGACCGGCUCGGCCCGCAGUGAAGGGUUUUACAGAAUCAGCAAAAGUGACAAAAUGAUGGCUCAAGUUACAGCUUCCUGCUCUCAGGAUGAAAUGUGUGCUCCUGCCCAGUCUGCAUCACUACGGUCUAAAUCUGAUUUUCGUUGUGAGCAGCGCCGUCUUUUGUCAUCGUUCAGUUGUGAUAGCGAUCUGGUGAAAUUCAAUCAGCUUAAGCUGACGUUUCUUUUGCUCCAGUACCGAAAAAAGAGGCUUUGUUUCAGCCGUAGUCACAUCCAUGACUGGGGUCUGUUUGCAAUGGAGCCUAUUGCUGCGGACGAGAUGGUGAUCGAGUAUGUCGGUCAAAUUAUCAGACAGGUUGUGGCUGAUGUAAGGGAGCAGCGGUAUGAAGAGGAAGGUAUUGGAAGCAGCUAUUUAUUCCGGAUCGAUGAGGACACCAUCAUCGAUGCGACCAAAUGUGGGAACUUAGCCAGAUUUAUCAACCACAGCUGCAACCCUAACUGCUAUGCAAAGAUCAUCACAGUGGAGUCGGAGAAGAAGAUCGUGAUCUACUCUCGACAGCCAAUCAACAUCAACGAAGAGCUGACAUAUGACUACAAGUUUCCCAUCGAGGAGACGAAGAUUCCCUGUCUGUGUGGAGCAGAAAACUGCCACGGCUCCUUGAACUGACACGCUGGAGAUUCUGCCUUUUCUUUUGAAGUCUACUCAGGGACUGAAGUACAGAUUCUCUCAGCAAGGUGUGGAACCUAGGAACAUUUCAAUAAUGUAAGUCUGAACUCAUUAGGAAUCAUGUGACGGUGAGGUAGUCAUCUGACACCGUCUCCAGGAUGAAAUAUAAGACUUCUAGUUGUGUCAAUUGUGUUUGAAUGAUUUUAGGGCACUUAAUCAAUGUUCUUACAAAUGUUCCUCAGCUACCUCUUUCUACUACACAUAGCAGUUAAACCUGCUUUGUUUUAGGGGAAUAUACAGCACACCACAAACUACCUAGUUUAAAUCUCUAUUCAGUUUCCUGUCAAAAGCUA
Messenger RNA from Synchiropus splendidus (mandarinfish), 4862 nucleotides. RefSeq names its product histone-lysine N-methyltransferase SETD1B-A-like. Bases 118 to 4509 code for a protein of 1463 amino acids. Gene Ontology annotation, molecular function: histone H3K4 methyltransferase activity; protein binding; RNA binding. NCBI's taxonomy places the organism in Eukaryota, Metazoa, Chordata, Actinopteri, Syngnathiformes, Callionymidae. The transcript has 18 exons. The record is from RefSeq and is a predicted model, not a curated record. Gene Ontology annotation, cellular component: Set1C/COMPASS complex.